GUUUGUUUUAAUGUGGAAGUGGAUCUCACAGCUUAAUGCAAAUCAAACAAACAAAGGAAAAAAGGAUGUCGAGCAUGGUCUUCCUUGAUUUUGAUGAAGGACCAUAGCAGGGAGCCAUGGAUAUUAGGUGUGAGUUAUAACAUCUUAAUUCAAAGAGUCUAGUAUAAAUGUACUGAAUGGACAGACCAGCAAUAUGGAUGAUUUAGAGAUAAAUACUGAAGUCACUGGUGCUAAAGAAGAAGAAAUCCUAUGUGAUGAUAAUUUCAUAUCUGAGGAAGAAGGUAGCAUUCCUAAACCACAAGAGAGUGACACGUCGUUUCAGAAGAACAAUGCAUUGACUCUGCCUGAGGAGCUAUCAAGGGACAGAUCUGAAAAAGCCUUAAGUGGAGGCCAGGCUUCUCUAUUUAUACACACUGGUGCUCCUACUGUUUCUAGCGAAAACUUUAUCUUGUCUAGAGGAACUGCUGUUAAUGGACCAGUUUCACACUCCACCUCAACCAAGACUUCCAUUAUGAAUAAAGGCAGUGUUUCAUUAACCACUGGACAGCCUGUAGGUCAUCACACAGAUUCCUGCUCAACUUUGACAGUGGUUCAUGAUCUUCAGCUGCCUGCGAAGAGUACAACACAAAAAUCAAAUCAGCACCAAGUUUUAUUUUUGUUACCUGAUGUAGCACAUGCUAAAAACCUGUCUCAUUCCAUUAAAAAUCUACCUACCUCUGCUUCAAUUGGUUGUGAUUCACAGAAAUCAGUAGGAAAUAGUGUAGACAGCACUUUAGUAGGCCAAGUAGAAGUUUGUGAGGAUGAUAAAAAUUUACUAGUGAAAGAUGAUUGUGUCGAUACAUUAACAGGCGUUUCCUCAGGUACAGGUGGUUUCAGAUCGGGAUGUGAUCCCAGUUGGGAUCCACAAAAAGAGUUUAUACAGUUUCUUAUGACAAAUGAAGAAACAAUAGAGAAGUCUCCCAUUCACUGUAAAGUAAGCUUAGAAAAAAAGCGAAAAAGGAAAAUGGAUGUUAGUAAAAUAACGCGCUAUACUGAAGACUGUUUUGGUGAUACCAGUUGUAUUCCUAGUAAAUCAAAACUAUUAAGUGUUGACUUUUUAGAGCAGAAUGAGGAGCUACAAAUAGUAGAACCACAAAAAUAUUCAUUGAGUAAAGUAAAGCCUGAAUCCACAGAUGAAGAGCUGGAAGCUGUUGAUGCUAUUCACCAGCUCGUUUAUAGUCCUACUAGUAACUGUGCAGAAGAUACUUCUCCUGUUCACACCAGCACUUUUUUUUCCAAUACUUUAAAAAAUAAGUGUGAACAGAAUGAUUCCGAAUCACCAUCUACUUUCAGUACUGAUGAACCCUCAUUUUAUCCCUGUACAAAGUGCAAUGUGAAUUUUAGGGAGAAGAAACAUCUGCAUAGGCAUAUGAUGUACCAUUUAGAUGGGAACAGUCAUUUCCGACAUCUCAAUGUCCCCAGGCCCUAUGCAUGUAGGGAAUGUGGAAGGACAUUUCGAGAUCGUAAUUCACUUCUUAAACAUAUGAUAAUUCACCAGGAAAGAAGGCAGAAACUGAUGGAAGAAAUCCGUGAGCUGAAAGAACUUCAGGAUGAGGGUAGGAGUGCACGGUUACAGUGCCCACAGUGUGUAUUUGGUACCAAUUGUCCUAAAACGUUUGUGCAGCAUGCAAAGACCCAUGAAAAAGAUAAAAGAUAUUACUGCUGUGAGGAAUGCAAUUUCAUGGCAGUGACAGAAAAUGAACUGGAAUGCCAUCGAGGGAUUGCUCAUGGAGCAGUAGUCAAAUGUUCAGUUAUCGGUAGCGACAUGUCGCAGAGGAAAACACAGAAAAAGGCAUCCUUGAAAGAUCCUUAUUUAGGUUCCUCAAAAAAGUCAUCGACGUAUAUGUGUAAGAUGUGUCCAUUUACUACUUCAGCUAGAAGCAUUUUAAAAAAGCACAUGGAGUAUUUGCAUCCAGCGUCCUGCAUUGAUCCCUUUGGUAGCCAUCUUAGACUAGAAAAAAGAAAAGGCAGCAUAAUAGAAGAAUCUUUAGAUUUUGGUAGCAGGACAAAGCAGUUGAUCAAACAAUCUUCGACUUUUCCAAAGAACUCUGUUUUAAAACAGGAUGUAAAAAGAUCAUUUGGCUCUACUUCACAGUCCAGUAACUUCACAAAACUCCACAAGAGACCCUACAGGUUUUUUGUUUCACAGUCAUCUAAACUUAACUCUGCUGAAAAAAAAGACAGCUAUGAAACGGAGGAUGAAAGUUCAUGGGAUAAUGUUGAACUAUGUGAUUACACUACACAGUCUGUGGAGGAUGAAUCUUACAGUGAUAUUAAUCAGGAGCAUGUAAACCUAUUCCCCAUAUUCAAAGGUAAAAUGGAAGAUCACGAAGCUGGUGAUAAAUCUUCACUUAGUUAUGAGCAGAAUGAUGGCUUUUAUUUUGAAUAUUAUGAAGAUGCUGAGGGUGGUAACUUCCUGCAUGAUUUGCAUGAUCCUCAGAAUUUGGAAAAUGUAGGAUCGGCAUUGCCAAAGCAUAAUUCAGUUUUCCAUUGGACUGAUUUGUCGCUUGAAAAGAAGUCCUGCCCAUACUGUCCAGCAACCUUUGAAACAGGUGUUGGUUUGUCCAAUCAUGUCAGAGGACAUCUUCACAGAGCUGGACUAAGCUAUGAAGCCCGUCAUGUUGUUUCACCAGAACAGAUAGCAACAAGUGAUAAAAUGCAACAUUUUAAAAGAACUGGAACAGGAACUCCUGUUAAACGUGUUAGAAAAGCAAUUGAGAAAUCUGAAACUUCCUCUGAGCAUACGUGUCAGCUCUGUGGAGGCUGGUUCGAUACUAAAAUUGGAUUGUCCAAUCAUGUGCGAGGACACCUGAAGAGGCUUGGCAAAACCAAGUGGGAUGCACACAAAUCUCCGAUCUGUGUUCUGAAUGAGAUGAUGCAAAAUGAAGAGAAGUAUGAAAAAAUCCUAAAGGCUUUGAACAGUCGCCGCAUUAUUCCCAGACCGUUUGUUGCUCAGAAAUUUGCAUCAAAUGAUGACUUUUUAUCUCAGAAUGUUAUACCUCUUGAAGCAUACCAUAAUGGCCUAAAGACUGAAGAUAUAUCUGUGUCUGCAUCAGAGGAAGAAGGGCUGAGUUUCCUAAAUGAAUGUGAUGAAACAAAAGCAGUGCUACAUGACGGAAGAAAAAAUCAGUCACUUACACUGAUAGAACUCCUGAAAAAUAAGAGGUUAGGACAUGAAAGGAAUCCUGAUAUUUCUCCUCAAAAGAUUCAUAAUCAAACUGCAAGGAAGAGGUUUGUUCAGAAAUGUGUUCUUCCAUUAAAUGAAGACAGUCCAUUGAUGUAUCAGCCACAAAAAAUGGACUUGACUAUGCAGUCAGGUAUGCCUGUGAAGCUUAGAACGUGUGUGCAUUGCAAUACGACGUUUACAAGUGCUGUUAGCCUGUCCAACCACUUACGCGCUUAUGCACGAAAGAAGAGUGCUGGACUUUUGACUGGGACAGCUUUAGACUGUAAGCAAAAGAAGUCGAGGUCAAGAUCUGGAAGCAAGAAAAAAAUGCUGCCAUUACCUCAUAGUGCUGAUGAAGUUUACAUACUCAGAUGCAGGUUUUGUGGUCUGGUCUUUCGAGGACCUUUGUCUGUUCAAGAAGACUGGAUAAAGCACUUGCAGCGACACAUUGUCAACGCAAAUCUUCCACGGACUGGAGCUGGUAUGGUUGAAGUCACAUCACUACUUAAAAAGCCUGCUUCAAUUACUGAAACUUCAUUUUCUUUACUGAUGGCAGAAGCCGCAUCAUAGAACAAGGAAACAUUUUAAAUUUUAAUUGGAUGUAAAUUUGAAAUACUUUGUCAUUUUUUAAAAUAAAUUGCUACACUAAAUUAUGUUUAUAAAUGCUAAAAACAGAAAAAUAGAGGAAGUGGAUUACAGUAACAUCAAAAUAAAUUGAAUACUUAACAAUUACAGUAAGUAGUCUUUAUAUUUUAUAUAGGGUGGAAGAUGUGUUUUUAAGGUUUAUUAUGUUUUUGUCAGUUACUGUGUUCACUAUCAAUACAAGACCAUUACAUGUAUGGCAGCCAUUUUUAAAUUGUUGCACAUGGGUACUUAAAAGACACAUUUUAAUAAAACAAAGAAACCAUAUUCUCUUCAGUGUUACCCAAAUCCAAGGCUCUGUUUAUUCCAAAAAGAAUUACAUAGUAAAAUAAGAUAUUAUUAUAUUUUGUUUGUAUGUAUGUAGUGUUUUGUAUAAUACCAAGAACUGCUAAUACAAUUUACUCAACUUAGGGCAUUAAAUACCAUGUACGUCAUAGUUCAAGAGACUGUUUCAUUCAAAUAGGGCAAUUAGUACUAUUCUAUCUAGGUGUGUAAGUGUUUUUUUUUAAAUCACAUGAGGCUUUUUGUACUAAAAAGUGGAGGGAAACUUGUUUAAACAAAUUUCUAAGAGAAAUAUGUACAUAAUACUGGAAAUUUGUGGUAAGGAAAUAUUCUUUACUUCAGUUGCAUUUCUCACUGACAAUAAAGUGGUGCAUCCAUGCUACCUCCUACUUGUCAACAAAGAUGGUAUUUACCCUUAUGUUUUUGUAUCAUAGUAGAUUCAAUCCAACUUUCUUUAUUACAAAGCAUCUUUUUGUUAACAAGUUUGUUUCUUUAUGAUGAUUUACCUAAAGCCUGGCUUGCUUACAGAAGUUUGCCUCUCUACAAUUUUAUUUAACACUGUAGAAAUGUACUAAUAAGCAUUGCUCACUACACGGUUAGAGUAGACUUUUCAUUUAUAAUUCUGUUUAAAAGAUUGAUCAUUUUAGAAAAUUUGAACACAGAUUGAAAAAUGUUUCUACAUAUGAAGAGAAUGUUUACAACUUAAAUUUUAGAGCUUGUUUUGGAUGUGAUUAUAUGUAUGAAAACUGUAACACUAUGCUCAUGCUAAGGACCUACUUACAGAAUUACUGAAAUAAAUGUGCUGUGAGGAUGGAAAUAUGGUGCAGGUGUCUUGGUCAUGAUGAAUUGUGUUUGUUCAUUUAAACUGUCUUCAGAACAUGAUUUUUGUUUAAAUCAAAUCGGAUUCCUCUACAAAUCAAUUUUGUAUGCAAGUAACAUUUCAUUUUACUCGUAUAGGGUAACAGAUACUGUAGUUAAGCCAAGGAUAUGCAUUGAUAUUUUCUUUAUAUGUAAAUAAAGUUAAAAGCAGUUAAAACAAGAGGAGUAUUUUGGUAGAGUAUAUACAUACCUCACUGCCAGUGAAAUUGCUUUCCUAUGGUAUAUCUCCUUACCAGAAAAUAUCUCUAAAUAAAAAGGUUUAAAUAAAAUCUAAAUGUCUAUAA
Messenger RNA from Pterocles gutturalis (yellow-throated sandgrouse), 5292 nucleotides. RefSeq names its product zinc finger protein 644 (gene ZNF644). Gene Ontology annotation, biological process: regulation of transcription by RNA polymerase II. Gene Ontology annotation, cellular component: nucleus. The record is from RefSeq and is a predicted model, not a curated record. Gene Ontology annotation, molecular function: DNA-binding transcription factor activity, RNA polymerase II-specific; RNA polymerase II cis-regulatory region sequence-specific DNA binding. Lineage: Eukaryota; Metazoa; Chordata; Aves; Pterocliformes; Pteroclidae.